AUGCCCCUUGAUCCUAUGGUAGUGGCGGUCGCGACCGGCCUCGGGAUUAUCCUGCUGGUUUCAAUUCCCGCCGUCUUCACUUUCACAUUGCAGCUCACAACCCGCCAGCCCAAGCAAGACACAUACGAAGACAAAGAUGGGAAGGCUACCCCAGAGUCCGUGGCAGCUUAUUCCGCCAAACUUCCCAAGAUCCUCAUUGUGCUCUUUGCUGCUCUUGCUUGCAGCACCGGCAUCGCCACGGCCGUGCUUGCUACUCUUCGCGUCGGCCAGGAUGGUCUCUUCCUUGAGAAUUGGCUAAGCGCAGGUGCUUCGAUCCUUCUACUAUUCCAGGCCGUUGCCAUAGCUUCGUGCAGGAAGACAGUCCAAGCCUAUAAUCUGGGCCUCUACUCGUUCCUCUCCUGCCUCAUAUCAGCAGUCAUCCUUCUUGUGCAGGGCACAUUGGUGUUCGAGCAGCUGUUGGCUCACUACCCGGUCCAUUUCGCGCUGCGGAUCGUGCAGAUUGUCGCAACUCUUGGUCUGGCGGCCGUCAGCCUGUGCAUUCCUCGAAGGCCCGAGGUCUUUGAUGAAGAUGGAAAGCCUAUUGACCGAAUGUACACGUCUACUGCUCUCAACCGCUUCACCUGGGGCUGGCCGUCCUAUCUGCUGAAGAUGGCCAGUAAGCGGAACCAGCUUGACCUCGACGACUUACCUAGACCCGAUCACUACACCCGGGCUGCCGAGUUGUCUGCUGAUUGGAAGAAGCGCGCCUCGAAACGACAACUCUGGCUAGCUAUCAUUCUUGCCCACAAGAUGGCUCUCGCCAAGCAGUGGCUUCUGACGCUCAUCACAUCCUUCCUCAACUUUGGACCUCAGUGGGUGAUUCUGCAGCUCCUCCGGAUCCUGGAGAGCAGGGGAAGCCAAGAGAAUUACUCGCUGAGUGUGUACAUGUGGGUGUUGUGGCUUGGAAUCGUAAUCAUCGCCCAGGCUUGGACUGAGAGCCACGUGUUCUGGCUCUCAUUUGCGGAGCUAGCUAUUCCUGUCCGGGGACAGGUCAGCGCCUUGAUAUUCGAGAAGAGCAUGCGUAAGAAGGACGUGAAAGGAAGUGGAAGAUCCAGCAACAAGAAAACAGCUGACGCCGUCGAGAGCCCCGAACCAGUCAUUGCAGGGACCGUUCCCGAAUCGACGGCCGCCGAUCGGCCGGAAAUCCCCGAAGUGGAGGAAGAUGAGGCCGAAGCGCUCAAGAAGAGCAAGCAGGCUGUGGUUAACCUAAUCGGCGUCGACGCCAAGCGCGUGUCAGACUUUAUGUCGUUCCAAAACCUGUUCCCGGGCAGUCUGUUCAAGCUCCUCGUCUCACUGGCCUUCCUCGUCUCAUUGCUUGGUUGGCAGGCUCUCCUUGCCGGAUUCUCGACUAUGCUGGCUAUAAUGCCUGUGAACAUAUACUUCUCGAAGCGUUAUGCCGCAGCUCAAGACCAACUGAUGAAGGUGCGUGACGAGAAGCUUGGCAUCGUCAAUGAAGCGCUCCAAGGCAUCCGACAGAUUAAGUUCUCCGCCCUCGAGUCGGAGUGGGAGAGGAAGAUCUCUGCCGUUCGAGAGAAGGAACUCAAAUCCGUAUGGGACGUGUUUGCAAAUGACACUGCCUUACUCGGCUGCUGGGUUACUAGCCCAAUUGCUCUAGCGGCUGCCUCUUUAGCCGUCUACGCCGCGUUGUAUGGCACCCUGCUACCUUCUGUGGCAUUUGUUAGUCUUGGUGUCUUUAGGGCUCUCGAGGUUACACUCUCCAUCAUCCCUGAGCUAACUACUGACGUUCUGGACGCCUGGACUUCUGUCAAACGUAUCGAGGAGUAUCUGAACUCGCCCGAGAUCGAAAAGACCGCAAAGGAAUCCGAUGAGGUCACUUUCGACGGAGCCUCCAUCGCAUGGCCAGCGGAUGAGAAAUUGGAUGACGACGAAAGGUUCGUACUCCGAGAUGUCACCGUGACAUUCCCGAAGGGCGAACUUAGUGUGAUCUCUGGCAAGACAGGGACCGGCAAGUCCCUGAUGCUCGCAUCAAUCCUUGGAGAGGUCGACAUCCUAUCUGGGAGUAUCUCGCUGCCCAAGCCACCCACUGUCGAGGACCGCAAGGACAGCAAAGCCACAAGGUCGAAUUGGAUUAUUCCCGAGGCGAUUGCCUAUGUUGCACAGAUCCCGUGGAUCGAGAAUGCUAGCAUCCGGGAUAAUAUUGAAUUCGGUUUGCCCCACGAUGAGGAGAGAUACCAGAAGACCAUCCAGGUCUGCGCUCUCAAGAAGGAUCUGGAAAUGCUUUCGGAUGGUGAGAGGACCGAAAUAGGUGCGAAUGGUAUCAAUCUCAGCGGUGGACAAAAAUGGCGCGUGACCCUCGCGAGGGCUAUUUACUCGAGAGCCGGAAUCCUUGUGUUCGACGAUAUCUUCUCGGCCGUCGAUGCUCAUGUCGGUCGCCACAUCUUUGAGGAAUGUCUUACGGGAGAAUUGGCAACCGGCCGAACUAGGAUACUCGUCACGCACCACGUCGCGCUUUGCCAGGACAAGACCAAGUACCUCGUUGAGCUGGGCGAUGGAAAGGUUUUGCACGCUGGCCUCUUGUCAGAACUCGAAAACGACGGUACGCUCGACCUUAUCAAGAGCCACGAGCAGACCGACGAGGAAAUUCGUGAGGACGAGAAUGCUACAGCGGUCAACUCGCACGAGCCAUCUGACGAGGAUUCGGAAGAGGACGAGGCGAACGGGAACACGUUGAAAAAGAUCCUGUCCAAGCAGGACAAUAAUCCUCGCAAGUUUGUCGAGGAUGAAAAGCGUGAGCAAGGCGCCAUCAAGACACAUGUUUACGGUGUUUAUCUAAAGGACUCUGGUGGUUUCUGGUUCUGGGGCAUGUGUGUUUCGAUCUUCCUCCUGAACCAGGCCCUGGCGUUGGGGCGGAGUUGGUGGCUCCGGAUUUGGACUGGCAGUUAUGAGGAAGAGUCUGUCAACGCAUUCCAUGUGAACGCAUCCAAGGAUCAUGGUUACGCAUAUGCUCUCUCACUGCAGCAGGCCGUCGACGUGCACCCUCACGCCCAUGUCCCAGCUUCCGCCCAGACUGCUGCUGGACACCAUGAGCUCAGCUUCUACCUGGGUAUUUACGUCGCGCUCGCAUUCUCCACAGCUGCUGUCGCUACUUUCAAGUUCUUCUACACUUACACAGGUUCCAUCCGGGCAUCACGGGAGCUCUUCGCCAAGCUCAACUUUGUCGUCUUACGCGCGCCGCUCCGCUGGCUAGACACUGUGCCAGUGGGUCGCAUCCUCAACCGCUUCACGGCCGAUUUCCACAUCAUCGACUCGCAGCUCGCCAACUCCAUAUCCUUCGGCGGCAGCUCAUUGCUCCAGCUUAUCGGAGUGAUCGUGGCCUCGCUUUUUGUGUCUCCUUAUCUUGUCCUGUUUGCGUUUGUGCUCCUGCUCGCCUGCCUGCGCUUUGCGCUGCUGUAUCUCGAUGGCGCAAGGCCCGUCAAAAGGCUGGAGAGCAAUGCGAAGUCCCCAGUGUUCGAGCAGUUUGGCUCAGCCCUCACCGGUGUGGCUACCAUCCGGGGCUUCGACAAAGCACAAAGUUAUGUCGAGAGGAUGUUCAAGAAGAUAGAUGACUACGAUACCGCCACUUGGUACCUGUGGCUGUUUAACAGGUGGAUGGGGUGGCGAAUGGCGCUUGUUGGUUCGAUGUUCGCAGUUAUUGUCUCGCUCCUGAUAUUGUUGACGCCGGGCAUCGACGCCGCUCUGGCUGGCUUUGCCUUGGCCUUUGCUCUGGAGUUCGCCAACUGCGUCGUCUGGACCAUCCGGCUGUAUGCAAACCUGGAAUUGAACAUGAACGCUGCAGAGAGAAUCGUCGAGUACACUGAGCUCCCGACCGAGACCCUCGAAGGGUCCAGCCCGCCCGCUGCUUGGCCUACCGGAGGCAGUAUUGAGGUCGACGACCUUGUGGUCGGAUACGCUCCGGACCUUCCUCCUGUUCUCAAGGGCCUGAGCUUCAGCGUCAAGACCAAUGAGCGGAUCGGUGUUGUCGGACGAACAGGUGCAGGCAAGAGUUCUCUGACUUUGGCGCUGUUCCGAUUCUUGGAGGCGAGGUCGGGGACUAUCCAUAUCGACGGGUUGGACAUUUCGAAGAUCAAGCUUCAUGAUCUACGGUCGCGGCUGGCCAUCAUCCCUCAGGACCCUGUUCUCUUCUCCGGCACCGUCCGCUCCAAUCUCGACCCCUUCAAGCAACACACCGACGCUGAGCUCUGCGACUCACUCGAGCGCGUGCACCUCAUCAGCGGCACGAGCGGCACCGCCACGCCCGUUGCGUCCUCGUCCACCGACACCUCAAGCAGCAAAGUCAACUCCAACGUCUUCAACGACCUCACCUCGCCCAUCUCUGAGGGCGGCCUGAACCUCUCGCAAGGCCAGCGCCAGCUGCUCUGCCUGGCGCGCGCCAUCGUCGCCCGUCCGCGCGUGAUGGUCCUCGACGAGGCGACAAGCGCGGUGGACAUGGCUACUGAUGCUCUGAUCCAGCGGUCCAUCCGGGAGGAGUUCACGGAUGCCACGCUCGUGGUCAUCGCGCACAGGCUGUCGACUAUCGCUGACUUCGACAGGAUCCUCGUGCUGGGCGACGGCCGCGUGGCCGAGUACGGCACGCCUCAGGAACUAUGGGAGCGGGACGGUGGAAGGGGUGUGUUCCGUGGCAUGUGUGAGGAGAGUGGAGAGAAGGACAGACUGAGGCGGAUUGUCUUUGGGCAAUAG
Molecule: messenger RNA, 4737 nt
Organism: Diaporthe citri
Lineage: Eukaryota; Fungi; Ascomycota; Sordariomycetes; Diaporthales; Diaporthaceae
Exons: 3
Coding region: 1-4737 (1578 amino acids)
Biological process (GO): transmembrane transport
Cellular component (GO): membrane
Molecular function (GO): ATP binding; ATP hydrolysis activity; ABC-type transporter activity
Source: RefSeq, a predicted model, not a curated record